Messenger RNA from Oncorhynchus tshawytscha (Chinook salmon), 2897 nucleotides. Its product is annotated as zinc finger protein 260. The transcript is spliced from 2 exons. Gene Ontology annotation, molecular function: DNA-binding transcription factor activity; RNA polymerase II cis-regulatory region sequence-specific DNA binding. The record is from RefSeq and is a predicted model, not a curated record. Gene Ontology annotation, biological process: regulation of transcription by RNA polymerase II. Lineage: Eukaryota; Metazoa; Chordata; Actinopteri; Salmoniformes; Salmonidae. The coding region runs from base 118 to 1923 and encodes 601 amino acids.
CACUUUCAAGCGACGGUUACUGCUUUGUUCCGGACACGGCAACAACCUCGGUCACACCCACAUCGUAAGAUAGUUUAGGAUUUAAUAUUUUAUUUGUAUGCUAUUUAUUUGCAGAUUAUGGCAAAGUCAAAAGACUUAAAAGUGUUUUUGGAGUCGUCUCUGAACGAGAUUUUUAAAGCCACAGUAAGUGACAUAUUGGAGUCAGUGGACCAAACGUUGUCUGAGUACAAGGGCAAAAUACAAAGAAUUGAAAGUGAGAAUGAGGAUCUUAAACGAAGGCUGCACGAACAAGACAAUAAGGAUUCGAUCGUAACGGACCCUGAAAGUAACCAGGACGUCGUUCACCUCCCAGACUUAUCAAGGAAGACAUGUUCCAGCCGUUCAUCUGUCAGCCAAUCCCAUAAGCCAAUCAAAACACAGGGUGAUGAGAGGAGGAGCUCCAGGAGACAGCACAAGGGCAAGAUACCUCAGAGUAGAGGGUCUGUCUCCAUUAUGGAUCCAGCAGCUCAGCAGGAACCAGAAUGCCUCAAAAACAUCCCAGACACUGCGGUUUCCACCCUAAUUUUCAAGAACAUAAAGACAGAACCUGAUCUGGAGGAUGACGACUAUGCUAUAGACCUCUCAAAACCACCAUCUCCUCUCAACCUGGCAUCUAAGCAAAUUAAGAUGGAGAGUGCUGAGUUGAGCUAUAUCAUUCCUGAAGAGUAUGAUGAACAUUUUCAGUCACCACUGGACACAGAUGUGGACUCUAGAGACAGCGACAGUGAUGUCAAAGUCACCAUAGUGUCUGACAUUCACAUGGAGAUGGGAGACGAUGAGGGUGGCCAUUUUGUUGAAUCGGAGGGAAGGCUGUGUCACAAUGAUACUGGAGAGUCUGAGCCAGAAGAAGAUCCUUUCUUGGCAUACUACCCUGACACAGGAACUGACCCUGCUGGGACGACAAGUGAGGACAUUUUACCAACUCUGAACUCUCACGCUAUAGAACCCUCUAAAAACACACAAGGCGUCUACAACUGCACCCAGUGUGAGAAGACAUUUAGUCGAGUGAGCUCCCUCAACAUUCACAUGAGGAAUCAUAGUGGCGAGAAGGCCCACUGCUGCAACUACUGCGGCAAACGCUUUGGCCGGGCAGACCUGCUCAAGUCCCACAAGCGCACUCACACAGGAGAGAGACCGUUCAGCUGCAACCUCUGUGGGAAGAACUACAGUCACCCGGGCCAGCUCAGAAUACACAAGCGUGUUCAUACGGGAGAGAGACCGUACUGCUGCCCACAUUGUGGGAAGCGCUUCAGUGAACACAACCAGCUUAAAGUCCACUUACGAACUCACACAGGAGAGAGGCCAUACAGUUGCAGUGUCUGCGCCAAAACAUUUAGCAACGCAGGUAACCUGAGAAUACAUCAGAGAAUACACACGGGGGAAAAGCCUUACUGCUGUGUACAGUGUGGCAAGAGGUUCAAUGGUAUGGGGGACCUCAAAACACAUUACAGGAUUCAUACAGGGGAGAGGCCGUACCACUGUGACCUGUGUGAGAAGACCUUCAGCCAGGCAGGCCACCUCACCAUACACAAGCGGAUGCACACGGGAGAGAAACCAUACACAUGUUCAGAGUGUGGUAAAAGCUUCAGCGUGGCGAGCAGCCUCAAGCUGCACCUGAGGACUCAUACAGGGGAGAAACUCUUCAGCUGCUCUUACUGUGGGAAGAGCUUCAGUAGGUCUGGCCAUCUGAAGAGACACGAACAGGUCCACACCAAGGAGAAGGUCUACCCCUGUGACCAGUGUGGGAAGACUUACACCGACCAGUCAUCCCUCAAAAAGCACCAGAAGACUCAUGGAGAUGAGGAGAUGAGGACUGAGGAGAUUGAGGGCAGUACCAGUGGGACUGAUGUUCCCCAUAACCUGGAAAUAAAGAUUGAGGACUAAGACUGUCAUAUUACUGUAUGUGGUACAUUGCAAUAUAUAUGGAUAUUUAAUAUUGAUGUAUCAGUACAGUGUUGGAGAAACACUGUAUGCUGAAUUUCAUGAGAACUCAAGUUUAGAUUUGUCCCAAGUAGUAGGACAGCAAACUGCUUUUAGUGGAUGUAGCCCAAGAGCUAGUCUUUGCCAGUAUUAAACUAUGGUAAUAAUUGUAAUUUGUGGUAUUCUUUCUAUGUAUAUAGUGGUAAUGUUGUUUACUAACACUGUACAUAGCUUUUAAGUCAUAUUCUCUAAGAAAAUUUAGAUUUUCUUCAAAAGAAUGUCAUGCAUUUUAGUGUAAAUAAUGAAAUUCACCCAAAUUGGUUGCAAUGGCCUUUACAAGCUAGAUCAUUUAAUCUAUGAACAUGCCAUUCAUUUUCACAAUUAAUAGUUUUAAACAAAUCAACACGUUACACUAGAAUAUUGCAUUCUUUUGGUAAGAAUGAUGCCAAACUUUGAAAACUAUUUAUUAUUCAAAGUGUAAUUAAAGGAAUAAUCCACCCAAAACCACGCAUUCUUUUAAUUUACCGUGUUAAAUAACACUAUGUGAACAAUAUUUUUUAUGAACAAAUGUUUCAUUUUGAUAUUAUAAGGUUGGUAGCAACACGAAAUCCGCAAUGCUCUCUCUAUUGGCGAUUUAGCAAACGUAGCUACACAGUAAUACCGAAGACAAUAUCAGCAUGUAAAGUGGGUAGUUAGCUGUAAAAUCGCCUGAACAAAUUGUAGGAGUCUACAAUCUCAACAUGUUCAACCUGCAGAUUGAUGUGGAGUCUAACAUUCGCAACUGCAUAUCUACUUUUGUGGAGAUGGGAAACUUACUAUACUAUGUCAAUGGGCCGCGCGGGGCAUUUUGGGUGAUUCUGGGACAAGGAGCACACAGGUAUUUCACCCAAUAAAUAUGGGAGUUUAUCAAAAUUGUAUUUGUUUUUUUAGAAUUCUUU